AUGGCGACUUCAGCUAGUGGCGUUUACUCCGAGACGCUACAGUCCAUCGUUGAUGCAAAGCUACUGGAGCUCGAACGGAAACGCAAGGUCGACGCGCUGAAGGUCCUCGCCGAUGGUGUCAAGAAGCUGUUUGGUAUCAGGUCAUCCGAAGGUCGCAUUGUUCAAGGUAGCAGCAAGUACCAUGAGCUAGAGCAGAAGCUGUCUAACCUCGAUCGCUUCCUUGCCCAGCCACGAUAUGAUCCUUCUGUCUCGUCAGAUAUGCUUGACGAGUGGGAGAAGGACCUGCAUCAACAGCUUGCCGUCCAGUCUGCUCGGUUCGAGUAUGCAUCGUUGUAUGCCCAGCUCGUCACUGAGUGGCUGACGGCAGAGAAGAAGACGGGUAUCAAGCAAGAACCAGAUGUCGACCUGGACAUGUCAGACUUCGAAGAACUGGAGACCAAACAUAUGAUGGAGGCUCGCGAGAACUGGGCCAAGGAUGUCUUCGAAGCGGCCGAUGUUGAUAGCCCACGAAUACAGGCUUACUUGAGGGAGCUCUUUUCAGACCCGGGCGACGGCAAGCACAUGGCAAAAGCACACCAAGCCCUCAAACGUAGCAUCACAUCAUUUCAGAAUGAGCUGUCUCAGCCGGACCAGUUCAACGAGACUGUGCUCAAGUGGGUCAUCAAAGGACUUCUCAAGACAGAUCUGCUCACCGAAGACAAGCGCAAUGUUCUGCGGGACUUUCUUUCCAAUGCCAUCAUACUGAACGAGCUGGCAGACGUCUUGAAUCUGCGUAUGACCUCCCUAGACGCCUGGUCGUGGGGAGAUAGGGUGCCUUUGGAGCAGAAGCGGAAGAUUCAGGGACACAUCACCUUCGUCAUGCAUGAGGACCUGCUGCAGGCUAUCUUUCUUCAAUACAUAGGUGUCAAGUGGUCUGUAUUCCUUCGUGGUGCUUUCACCGAAUUCAUCAACGCCGACAGAGUGUGGCGAUAUUCUUCACAGAACAUCCCGCCAAUGGCUCUCAAGCGACGAGAGUACUUCCUGGGGCCUCAAAACACGAAUGACAGCCUCAAUGCGAAGCGCUUGGGAUUUUGGAGAUCUGCAUACUUCAUGAGUCAGUUGCCGCGUUCUGAGGCCGAGGACAACGAAAUGCACGAAGGUGAAGUCGAGGCGGAGUUCAGUGCGCCAGCACCGCAGCCGGCGGCACAACAGCAAAUGAUGCAACAGCAAGCCCAGAUGGUACAGGCGCCGGCGGCACCCAUGGCUCGAAGAUCGGCUCCGAUGCCUCAAGCACCUGGCAGUCUGCAGGAUCACCAGAUGGGCCUGAUGAUGCUCAACCAACAGAACAAGAAGCGGAAGGCAAUGUAUCAGGCUAACCGGUUCGGGACUCGAGAUGAGGCAGAUCCAGAGCAGUACGAUGGCAUCAAGAAGCCGAAGAACGUGACAGAAGCCAGGCAGGUUCUGCUGCACUUGCUCAGCACGGAGGUUCUGCUCAAUACAAAAUUAUAUGGCAAUCUAUCGGCUUUCCGUGGUCGAUACGAGCGAUGGAACCCACUACUGCCACACAAGACGAUUCUUGUGGUGAUGCAGCAUCUUGGGGUCUCGACUCGAUGGCUGAAGUUCUUCAGCACCUUCCUGGAGGCUCCACUCAGCUUUGCCGACGAAGAUACCGUUCAUCACCGUAAGCGCGGAGUACCUGGCUCCCAUGCCCUCAGUGAUAUGCUGGGUGAGGCUGUCCUCUUCUGUCUGGACCUGAGAAUUAAUCAGAGGACCGAGGGCGGCUACUUGUGGAGGGUACACGAUGAUUUCUGGUUCUGGUCUUCCAAUCAUGAUGCCACGAUCCAAGCCUGGCAAGACGUCCGAGAGUUCUCGUCUGUGAUGGGCUUGACACUUGACUUCAAGAAGUCAGGCAGCGUCCGAGCAGGUAAUCAAGCCGGACAAGUAGGCGACGAUCUACCAUCAGGAGAUAUCCGUUGGGGCUUCCUCACGCUUGAUAGCUCAUCAGGACGAUUUGAGAUCGAUCAGAAAAUGGUCGAGCGCCAUGUGGACGAGCUGCAUCGCCAACUGAACGCCAAGACAAGCUCUAUCUUCUCGUGGAUAGAAGCCUGGAAUGCCUACGCCAACACCUUCUUCACGACCAACUUCGGCAAGCCCGCAAACUGUUUUGGCCAGCAACACAUCGAUGGCGUACUUUCCACCCUCGAGAAGGCUCAGCGAAAGCUGUUUGAUGACAGUACUGCCUGCAGCGUGGUGGAAUACCUCAAGCAGACACUAGCCACACGUUUCGACAUAAGCAACAUACCCGAGGGCUACAUCUUCUUCCCAAGUGCACUCGGUGGACUGGAGCUGCGGAACCCAUUCGUGCUGCUCUUGCAGCUGCGUGACAACGUCAGCAAAGACCCGCAAGCGGCAAUAGAGAAGUUCAUAGAAGGCGAACGAGAAGCAUAUCGCAAUGCGAAACAGAAAUUUACAAAGUACGAUGGCAGAGCCAAUCGAUAUUCGCCCAACACAUGGGCGCCGGAGGACAAGGAUACAUUCUUCUCUUUCGACGAGUUCACACGAUAUCGGGAAGAGUUCAUGCCCACGCAUGGCUCACAUGGACUAGCUGCGACGUACACAGACUUGCUCCAGCGGCCGAACGAAGAGGACAUCUGCAUCAGCACAGAGCUGAUGAGCGCGCUGAAUCUCAUGGAUACUGGCGGCGUGGUCGGUCAAGAAGGCAAGUGUGGCAUUAAUGGCAACUGGUGGAGUAUGGAAGCGUACUGGAAAUGGAUCUUGGGCGUCUAUGGUCCUGGCAUACUGAGGAAAUUCGGCGGACUGAAUAUUGUGGACAAUGGGGUGCUGCCGAUUGAACGAUCGUUCUUCGCUUGCCCUCGCCCACUUCUCUCCAUCUCACACUACGAGCACGACUAUCAACUCGACCUUGCUAUCACGACACAGACGCCGACACGUCACUGGUCACGCUUGCUCUCGGAACAUAACGAGGCUUGCGAUCCUUGGUUGGCAAUGGCUGGAGUUCACGCCGCACCGCAAUGGGAUAAACCAGAGCCAAAGCUCACGAGCAUGCCUGCCGAAGUCAUCCAGAACAUCUUCUGUAGGGCCAUUCCCCACAAGAUCGACGUCAUUGCGGUGAAGGAUGGUACAUUCGGCGUGGACGGCACGUCACGGCUUCUUUGGUCGCCAGAGUGGGUCAAGGAUCUGGUGUUGGUGUCCGAGAGCAUGUGGCAGAUCAUCGGUCCCAUCGUUAAAGGACGUAUCAGAAUUCACACUGCGACCAGCUCCGGGCUUUCGACCGCUGAGAAGGUUUCCGAAGAUUACGUCCUUAUGCCGUUCCACACACGGGCGUACCUAUGCGCCUUGCAUCAAUCGCGACCGAUGGCUCGUAUCACUACGCCCUCCGAACUUACGAACGCAUUAGAGAGCCUUGCUCAGUUGGCUGGAAGUGAUGCGGCGGUCUUGGCGAGGUUGGCAACGAACAAUUAG
Molecule: messenger RNA, 3462 nt
Organism: Cyphellophora attinorum
Lineage: Eukaryota; Fungi; Ascomycota; Eurotiomycetes; Chaetothyriales; Cyphellophoraceae
Exons: 4
Coding region: 1-3462 (1153 amino acids)
Source: RefSeq, a predicted model, not a curated record